This is a messenger RNA of Dipodomys ordii (Ord's kangaroo rat), 678 nucleotides long. It is a transcript of the gene Lgals2, whose product is annotated as lectin, galactoside-binding, soluble, 2. NCBI's taxonomy places the organism in Eukaryota, Metazoa, Chordata, Mammalia, Rodentia, Heteromyidae. The record is from RefSeq and is a predicted model, not a curated record. Bases 94 to 486 code for a protein of 130 amino acids. Gene Ontology annotation, molecular function: carbohydrate binding. The transcript has 4 exons.
GGAGUUAAUGUGUAAUAUCUGGGGUAUAAACUGGACAUGAGAGGGGGGCCCUGAGCAGUGGCGUCGGAGGAGCAGCAGCGGGGAGCAGCCGCCAUGUCGGGAACACUGGAGCUCACAAAUAUGGACAUGAAGCCAGGGACAACCCUGAAGCUCAAGGGGCGCAUCGCCAGCGAUGCGAGCAGCUUCACCAUUAACCUGGGACAGGACAAGAACCAGCUGGACCUGCAUUUUAACCCGCGCUUCAGCGAAUCUACCAUUGUCUGCAACUCAUUCAGUGGCGGUAGCUGGGGACCAGAGCAAAGGGACAGUAACUUGUGUUUCAGCCCCGGGUCAGAAGUCAAGAUCACUGUGGCUUUCCAGAAGGAUGAGUUCAAGGUGACCUUACCAGAUGGGUACCAGCUGACCUUCCCCAACAGGCUGGGCCACGACCACAUGAGCUACCUGGGCCUGGACCAGCUCCACCUCUCCUCUUUCAAGCUGGACUGAGCAGCUGCAGCAGGUUGGAAUAAAAGCCCUGGACUUGGGACCCCAUUUGCAGCCUUUCUCAAAUCCCACGAGGGCCAGCGGCCCAGGGGUCCUGGGUAGAUUCCCCCAUUACCACUGCCCAUCAUUCCUUCUGGUACCCUCUCCUCCUGCCCCCCAGUCAAGACGAAACCAAAGAAUUCACUGUGCACCUUC